AGACUGAAGUGAGAGGAUCACUUGAGCCCAGGAGUUCAGGAUUGCUUUCAGCUCUGAUUAGAUUUCUAUUAUCCAAACUUGGUAACAGACCAAGACCUUAUCUCCAAAAAAAAAAAUUACUUCAGGUGGUCAUGGUGCCUCUGCUUACACACUGCCAGUUACAGGGGCUCACUACUGCUGGAAACAGCCUUUUUCCAUUUCAAGCAAAUCAUCUUGAGCUGGUGUACAGAAUGCUUGGAGAUCUUUAUGAAGUAUAGAGGUAUAAAUAACCAUAUUUGUUACUGGCUUUGAAAGAGAAGGGAGAAGACAAAUUGCCAUUCAAAAACCUGCAUGACUUGUAUGUUAUAAUCACAAAGAAAUUCUUCUCGUUGUGUUAUUUGUUGGGUGUACCAAUUAUAAAUCAUUAAAGGGAGACUGAGAAAAGUCAACAGAAAUCUGCAAUCUGACAUAUGUGGAAAGGCAGUGACUGAGAACCAGUGGUUUUGGAAUCAGUCCUACCUGGCAUUGAUUCCUAUCACCAUUAGUAGCUUUGAGCAAUCCGCUUUACUGUCUGGUCUUCUAUUUCCUCAUCUGUGAAAUGAGGGUAAUAUUAAGGAUUAAAUCAGAUUAAAAUUGUAAAACAAAACACCAACACAGGGUCUGGCUCAAGAUGGUGUUAAAUAAAUAAUAGCCAGCAUUAUUAUUGUGUUAUUUUUAUUAUGAGAACCAAAGGGGUUCCUAUUUGACCGAUAAUGGAUGUUUCUUAAAGAAGAAAACUGUAUGAGGACUCUGAGUUUACUAUCAUAGUAGCCAAUUAAGUGAAAGGGUGUUAAUAGAAACAGCCCCCAGUCGUCACCUCCCCACAGUCGGGUUGUGUGGCCUAGUUUUUCUAUCUACUUUCACAGCCAUGAACCUCUUAUCUAACAUGCAGCCCUAGGAGUUUCUCACACCCUUACUGAAAGGGCUGACCAAUACCAAAUACUGAUCAUAUCUUUAUGUAAAUAAAACAUCAGCUAAUUUCUUAUUCUAAUCAAUAUUUUUUGGUCAGGUCAAUGUUGUGUUUCUAAAACAGCUCUCCUCCAAAAAAAAUUAUGAUUUGAAGCAUUUGGCAAUUUCCAUGGUGUAAAUCCUCCCAGCACGACGAAUUGUAAGCUCUCAAAGUCACUGAACACAGAGUUUGGAAGAGAUGUGCACAGUUGUUCAAGUUGUUGCCACUCCAUUACAUCACUGGGGCAUGCUAAGGCUUAUGUUUUGAUAGUGUAGAACAGGAUAAUUGACAACAGCAAAACCUACAAGCCAAUGCAAUAGAGGAAAAGUGGUUUGUCCUAGAGUGGAUCACUAUAAUACACUUGACAAACAUGAUUCAUCCAGAAAGUAAGUUAAUGCCAGAUUACUUGAGCAAAGUAUUUCAGUGCUGUCUUUCUGUCCUUAUUCUGUACUCUUCAGUUAUACUUAGAAGAUAAAUCUUUCCCUAGCCUCUUGGGUUAUAGGAAGGAAAGUCUCCCUAAUCACUUCUCAAUUGUUUGAAUGUUUCCUUAACUGAUAUAGAUAUUUGCUCGUGGACAUAAUCCCCAUGUUUAUGAAAAUAUCUUCCUUUUCUCCCUCCUCUUUCCCUUCUCCCCUCCCUCCCUUCUUCCUUCCUUCUUUAUAACCAUCCUUCUUCCUUCAGAAGUAUUUUUUUACCAUUUUUUGUAUUCCUAACAUCCCUACAAAAUCAUCAGAACAGGUAAUAGUACUUCUGCUUUGCAAAAAAAAAUGGUAGAGAAGCGAGAAAAUCAUUCUAAUUAUAUAAAUCUCUACCAUGUUAUUACUUUCAUUUUUAAUUUGUCAUUUUGUUAUUUUGAAAUCUUCAUUGUUAUUCAGACAUCUCUUACUUUUUCUUCCAUGAGUGGAGUGGUAUACUUUCAACCUCUGACUACUUUUCUUUUGUGUUAUAAAUUUAAUUUUAUUCUCUCCCUCACAGUUUUUGAAAACUGUUUUAUACUUUAUCUAAGAAGUUGUAUUACAGUAUUGUAAAUACAUUUCUGAGAACUUUUAAUUAAGUGAUGAUACCUAGCACUUUCUCAUCAUAGUUAAGUCCCUGGAGAUGAUAAAACAGAAUCCUUUUGGGAAGUGGUUCUGUUCUCAACAUCUCAUCACUGGAGCAAGCAGAAUUCUGUUACAGACUUUGAACUGUUAGGUUGAUAUCAGUGGAUGAUUAUUGUCAACACAGUGGAUUUAUUUUAAAAUCCAGGUUUUCUCACUAAAGACCUCUGAAAAUUUUUCCAAAAGCCUAAUGACAAACAAAAGAGAAAAAGGCAUUUGAGAUAACCAAUUCGGCAUCUGCCAUGAAGCCCUCUGCAGACAUGCUUGAGAUCAUCGCUUGUACCAUCCUAAUCUUUGUGAGCAUCGUUGGAAACACUUGUCUGUUUUAUUCUACAAGAAGAUGUAUCACUGGGCAUUUACAGACAUCCUUUCUUCUAGUUUUGAAUCUUAUAUUUGUCAACCUUAUUAAAAACUUGGUGGUAAAUGUAAUGAAAAUUGUUUACUCUUCUGGUAUCAUGUUGGAUUCAGCUGGCUGCAAAGUUCUGCUCUUCACAUCGGCCCUAACAACUUCACUGACCAUCUGGUUCGUGUUAUAUUUUUCAUUGCUUUACCACUGGAAGCUUUACCAAAUUGUGCACCCCUUGAGUGAGAAUCCAAGCCUGGACCAACAGAAGCAUUCCUUGAAGGUGGUUUCUGUACUUUGGGUGGCUGGUGUGGUGGUAUACAUCCCAGUUUUAAUUCAUACGAGAAAACGAGAAUUCUUGAAUGCGGGAAAUGAUACACAUCCUUUGUCUACUAACAGGAUGUACAUGGAUUGCCCAGUUGUCUUUCAAAAUAAGCAGGUAGAGUUUUUCUAUGGGAAAAUUGUUUUGGUUCUGAUUGAUAUUCUUCCUUUAGCUACUUUAGUCUUUGUCUGUUUCUGGAUGUCUUUCCUCCUUUCGGAGAGAAAGAAGAUGACAUAUGGUGACAUCUGGAUUGGAGAUGAUGAUUCAGAAAUUGAAAGCCUUAGAGGGGCCAAGUUCAGUAUUUUAUUAAUGUUGCUGAUCACUCCACUUUGGAUUUCUCACUUUAUCUUAGUCUGUUUCUUGAAAGACUUGGCAGCAUGCAUCUUUAUUCCAGCUGUUCUCACAGCCCUCUCUUCAAGCUUCUCUGCUAUCAGUCCUUUCUUGCUUAUGUUGGUUAAUUACAAAAUGAAGUUGGUGUGCUUCUGCGGUGCCAAAGAGGAAAAACCCACACCACAGCCUACAAAUGUUAUUGUUUCUCCAUAUGCUUAAUGGCAAAAAAUUCAAGUUUAAUUGUUGGAAAACAGACCCUGUCAUUGGAGAGUACAGCUAAAGUUUUCAUAGCUCUUAUCAACAGUUUCUGAAAGGACCUCUAGAAAAUUGACUCUUCUUCGAAAAUAGACUUCAGAGAAAACUGUUCAAGAAAAUAUAUGAACAUUAAGCUAUUGUAAGUUGAAAAAAACAGUCAUCACAACAUUAGUUAUUUAGGACAAUACCAAGAGUUCUAAUAUAAAAAUUCUAAAGUAACUCAACAGUUUUCAGUCUGAAAAUGAACUCAUGUAAACGAUAUAUUAUUUAUUCUGUGCAAGAUAUUGUGUUAAAAAAAAACAACAUAUUGAUGAAACUGAAGAUAAUAAUUCCUGGCUGAAUUUUAAAGGUACACAUAAAUAAUCUUAUGUUUUUCUUGAAAUGCUUUCACACAUAUUAGAAGUGUAUUAUGUAGGUGUACGGUGUUCAGUUUUUGCACUUUUAAUAAUAGUACCUCACCUAUGAUGGAAGCAGAUUUUGUUCAUUGUCUUUACCCCAAGUGUCUUUAGUAAGUUAGGACUAGAUGAACGCAUUGGAUUAAGGAAUUAGUACUUGCUAAGUCAUACUCUUUAUGUCUGUGUAGAUGUGCAAAUAUUUGGUUGUUCAGACAUUUAACUCACUAUUCUUGCUUAAUCAUCUAAAUAUAUGUUAAACUGUACUGUUUUUCUUCAGAAAAAAUGACAUUUAUUUUAUAGGAAAUUUGUCUCCUUUAGGUUAUCAAAUUGGCACAUUUACAGACUGGAAGAAUUUAUAAAACCUUCAUAAUAAUUUGAUCUCUGGAUUUUGAUUCAAUAAAAAUAAGCACAUUAUAAUCUCACUAAAAAUAUAUGGCUGGGUUUUUCUUUUUCCCAGUUAGCUGGUUUUGCUCUUUGGACUGCUUCCAAUACAGUGAGUAAUUAUUUUCAAUAUCUUCACAUACAUUUGUGUAAGCAUUGAUUUUUAAGCGAAUUCUUAUUAGAUUUUUGCUUUUUUUUUUUUUUUUCAUUUUUCUUCUGUGCUAAUAGACCUGGGAUUUAUUAUACUGUUGGUCUAGUGAAUGGAUGUCCCCAAAUUGAGAUCCCAGUUUUAGAAGGCUGCAUUGAAAACUAUAAAACUAGACAUCAAUUAACAGAAGACACUAAGAACAUCUUGUAGCCAUGAAGUGUUAUAGAGAAAGGAAAUUUUAAAGUAACCAAGGCCCAAAUUGUUUAGAGUUGUGUGUGCCAAUGUCUGUCUUUUGUAUAGCAUAGCAAAUUAAAAAAAAAAAAAAAAAGACUUAAGACCCUCUGAGAUUGCUGGGUGGUCUUCAUGGGAAAUGCUUAGUUGAGUCCACUGAGGCAGUUUAAUCAAAAGGGCACUAGGCAUGAAUCCUGUAUAAUGAAGUUAACAUCUGGAGAGAUGGGGCAUGUGGGGAAGAGGUCACCAUGUUUUAAUUAAGUGCAGAUGUAGCCAAAGCUGAGAUUAGCCAUUAAGCUUAGGUAGUGGUUCUAAAAUGUGAUUCUGGGACCAACAGAAUCAGCAUCACCUGGGAACUUAUUACAAAUGCAAAUUGUUAGGCACCACCUCGACCUACUGAAUCAGAAAGUCUGGGAUUUGGACCCAGCAGUCUGUUUUAAUAAGCCAUCUGGGUGACUCUUAUGUACUCUAAAGUUUGAGAAUAACUCAUCUAGGAUUGCUUCAAAGUUUAAUCCUCAUGACAAUGAGAAUGAAGCCAAGACAACUGACUGAAGAUGUAGUCUUCAAUGAUCCCAUACAUGCUGCUGUUGUGUCUGCUUCUCUCUAAAAUGGCAAUCAGGAUUGUGAUCUGUGUUCCCUAUAUAUACUCAAUAAUAAUUUCCAAACACAUCCACUGUAGAAAUUAAGUAAUCUUUGCAAAAUCAAAAAUAAAGCAUAACCAUUUCAGGUGUGCCAAAAAUUUGGAACUUGGAUUUGGAUAGUUUCCUGUACAUAACUGAGUAAGGGAUCCAGUUCCCAGAUUAUUCCAUAGUUCCUUUCCAGAAGCCAGUGCAAGACAUGGUUGGUUGGCUUAAGCCCAUGCUUAACUUCCCAGUGCUAGAAAUGUUUUAUUUUUCUUCCCAGAUAUUUUCUUCUUAUUUGGACCUCAUUAGGUCAUAGUUUUAUCCUUGUUAAAAACACAAUAAACAAUUGUAGAAUUGGUAAGUUUUCAUUUACAACAGAGAAUAAAUCCUAUGUUCACUGAAUGAACAAUAUUACAGUUUUCUUUUGAGUUGGGGGGCUAUCUAUUCUUUGUUCACAAUGCAGGAUUCUGAUCUUCUCUCAGAGGACUUCUAUUUGAACAAUUUCUUGCUGGGGUGGGUGUGAUUUCAGAAAGCAGCCCAUUCCAUUAAAGCCCAUUUGAAAUACUAUAAUUGCAGAGUCUUUGCUGAGACUGACAUCCCUGACAUUUCCUCCAAGAUUUACCCUUGAAGUUAAACCCUCCUUUUACCUGCUGGAUCUUUAGAUUCUCAGAGAGGAGAGCUUUUUUUCUCUUCACCAAGUUAGAUAUUUCCUUAACUGUUUUGCAUAAGGCAGUUUCCCAACCACUGGCUCUCUUGGCUUCCCUACUCUGUCUUGGCAUGUUCCAGAUAACCUGUGGCUUUUUAAAGAAGCGGCACCCAGAACUGAACACAACAUAUUUUUUUCUUUGUGUAUGUGUAUGCGUAUGCAUGCGUGUUUGCAUGUAUUUUUUUUCUAUUAGACAUUAUUUUAUAUUCUCUUGCACAGCUCCUGUGAGCAUGGAUUCUUUCAUUCUUCCAAAAAGAAUUUUAAAUGUUCAACUCAUUUUAAAUCAUAUGCACAGAUAGGGGCAGGGAGAAGACAGAGAGAGAAAGAGAGGUAGAUAUCAGAUUUAAAAGUAGAUAAAUAUGUGUAUCUACCCUAGGCUUAAAAACUAAGGUCUCUCCAAACUCUCAAGUUCAGGUAUACGUUAGUUUAUUCUCAGUAUUUGGGUUUCAGAAACCAUGAAAUGACCCCCAAAUCACUUGCAAUAAUUUUAAUGUAUAAAUUAAAGGGCAAAACUACAAAAAGACCAACACUUAUAGGGAUUUUUCAGAGAAAUCCUGAUCUCUAGAAUCAAGUUUCUAAAGUAGUGCCAACUUCCUUGCCUUUUUAAUAAGACAUUAAAAAGGAUGGUCAUAAUCUAAUUUUCAUUGAAGAAGAAGUUGAAGAUUUAAACCAACUAGCUAUGGAAUAUGUUGUGUUAUAGACUAGUUGAGGGAUGCCUGUGGGUAAGGUAUGUUAGAUACACAAAGAUCUAUAUACUUUUUGUUAAUGAUGUUGAUGAUCUCUGCCAUUUCUGUUUAAACUCUACUGGAAAGAAGAGUAAUUCAUCUGGAGUUAGGUUCAUGAACAUUCAAGCAAUACAAUUCAGGGCUAAGGAUGCCUGUGGGAUUCUGACCUAGAUGGUUCAAAGACAUACCCUUGAUUCAGAGCAGUCCAGGGCAAGUCAGAAGAGCGCUAGACUGGUUAGCAGGAAAUGAUUUGCAUUAGCUGGCUUUGCCUCUACUUAGUAGUGCAGAACCUUGGAUGGACUAUUUCUGAAGACCUACACAACUCUCCAGGGUAUAUGGUACAAGGGGAGACAAGAAGAUACGCUAUUACAAUAUCAUGUGGUGCUGGCCAAGACAAAUAAAUACACAGCAGGCUGAGGCACCCAAUCUACAUGGACCCUGGAGCUAAGGGAAGUCAGCAGUAGUAGUGCAGAACCUUGGAUGGACUAUUUCUGAGGUUUACCAUCUGUAAAAUAUAAAAGAUAUGAUUGCAAAUUACAAAUUAUGAUGCAUGCCCUCUGCCUCCAUCACAGGCUGCAAUAAAUAAAUUCAGCUAAAAAAUAUUGAAGGUGAUUUUUGAAAAUAAAAUGUUUGACGCAGAGGCAGUGUUGCUUUACCAUUGUAGUUUUGGCAAGUUGAAGUAGGAGAGAAAAAUACCAGACUUAAAAUCAGAAGCGCUGGCUGUGUGAAUCUGAGGCAAUUACAGAACCUCUGUGAGCUUUGGUUGCCUUAUCUCCACAAAGGAAACUAUAAAGAUGUUUGUCUCCCAGCAGCUGUGUGAGAAAAAGUAAGCAAGUGUAUGUAAUAGCACCCAGUCCUAAAUCUUGAUACAGUUUUCUUCACAAAUUUUUUUGUGAAUGUUUCCUUCAGAACAGUGAUGGAGAAAUGCAGGCUCUCCUCUAGGAAAUAGAGCAGGCUCAAUAUAUUACAUUAGUCCCUUGUUUGAUAUCAAACAUUCUCUUGUAUUUUUACAAACAUGCCAGAAAUUUGAUAUUUCAAGAUGUGCUCUGUGCACACUCUGGCUUUGGAAUUAUUUCCAUGACAAUCCCUAUUUAUCACCCCACUUCACCCUCACCCUUCAAGACCCCUUUGUAGAAGCAAAAAUACAGCAAGUGAUGCUAAAUCAAUGUUAUGCAUCUUUCUGGACAUUCUGCUCCAUAAUUCUCACUUCUAGGCCUAUUCCCAUACUAAAAGCACAGACAACUGGAGCACUUCCUCCUGCCCCAAAACUCCCUCCCCAUUUACACCUUCAUCCUUCGGCUUUCAGCUUUGCCAUGCUGACUUCCCUUCUCUCCAGGGCCCAUCUAGAUUGGGUGCCUCAGCCUGCUGUGUAUUUAUUUGUCUUGGCCAGCACCACAUGAUAUUGUAAUAGCAUGCCUUCUUGUUUGUCUCCCCUGGUACCAUAUACCCCAGGAGAGUAGUAUAGGUCUUAUCCAGCACAUGCAUCCAGAAUAUUCCACAAAUGAAGAAGUGAAUAAAGUCCACAGGGCUUGUGCUUUUUCUUUGUUCGUGUGUAUUUCUUGGCUCUCCUUCAGUUGCCUCUUCCCAGUAGAAAUUUCUUGCCUCUAUCAUUUUUCUGCUUCAAGAUGAGGCAUUUACUGACUGCCAUGCUUCUGGCCACUGUUGAAUCAAGGAGUGAAAGAAACCUAAUCCAACAUUUGGAAUGAGUUGCUUCCUUGCCAGCCAAGCUACAGAGCCAACUGGGGACAACGUUUCUACCCAGACCUUUCAGUACUUUGUGAUUAUUUUGAGUUUUUAUAUUGAAGAAAGUAAGCACAAUAUCAGUGUAUCAGUGCCCAGGCUUUCAAAUUGAAAAUUUUUCCCAGUACAAAUUUGGCAGGCGUGUGUGUGUGUGUGUGUGUGUGUGUGUGUGUGUGUGUAGGGGUGCAGGGAACGGCUGUGUUUUCCCAAGUGCUGAUAGAUUAAAGAGAAAAGAAAUAAGUUGUAAUGCAAACCCAUUGAAGUUACCUCAUCACCGAAUGUACUAUGCUCAUUUAUUUUGACAAGUCCAACUUAUUUUUAAUUAGCAGGCCUCCUAGUAUACUGGUAAAUGGAGCAAUAGUGACUUUGGCAGAAAGGGAGAAAUCUGUGUAACAUGAGCCUUCAGAAUGAGUUCAAGCUGACUCCUUGUAAAAUGGAGUGAGGCAAUACAUUUUUAAAAAUUUUUCAGUAGAGCAAUUUAUGUGAUAUGUGACUGUAGUCACAAAUCAAUGGGCCUUUUAUGAGCCAAGCACACCCGAAUGUGUACCCUAAAAUGAGUGUAGUUUCUCAAGGAAAUUUUGUUGGCCACUAUAAGCUUUUUCCAGUGAUGCUGCCAUUAUGUAACAGAUUUUUGGAAGUCUUCAUUUGGAAUUAUUUUCAAAGUCAGUUUUCGAGUCACGACAAAAAAAUUAAAAAUAUCACCUGAGACUCAUAAUACUGGGGUGGCAAGGAGGCUAUUUUUUAAAUUACUUGUCUAUUUUUGUAUUAUGCAAUUUGGUUCUCAGUUACUUUGAGCUCUCUCCGAAAAGGAAACUUCCAUGGAAGGAAGCAGUUGGGCCAUCACUGAGGUCACUCAUGAGAAGGUGACAUGGUGUUGAUAGACCCAUUAUGGGCAUAAGCCCCUCACACACACUUUAAUAGGCACUAGAGGGACUUCUGUUCUUGGCAGUUUAUCAAAAGUCUGUGAGAGAAGGAAAAGUCCUACAAAUAUUGUGUAUAGUUGAUGCUGUUUGUUUUGUUCUUUAUCUCUUAAAGCUGGGCAUCAGUUUGGAAUUUGAGUAAGGUUUCUCCCAGUGCCAUGGGCACAUCCAAAGAAGAGAGCCAAGCUGUCAUCAGCAGCUUCUGCACAGCAUAUAGUUCUCAGCAGCCUGGCCCUGUGUCCCCCCAUUCUAAUCUGUUUCUUCUUUCCCUCUCUAUCAAUUUUCCUAACCAAAUUGGGAGAGCUAAACCAUUGAAAAAUGCUUCCUUCACCUUUCUCUAUUCACCCUCCCUUGCAUCUCACCUCUCCCCACUUCAAAAAAACAGUGUAAACACAUAACACACCUGCCUAGAUAAAUAACAAAUUAAAAAUUGUUUAAAAGAAAUAAGAUGAUUUUAAUCAGUGGACAAUACUUAUGGUGGAUAGAUCUUGAAAGAGGUGUGCUUUGAGAAGAGGGGCUUACAUGCAGAAGAAAACCCCCGGGAGACCUUAGAAAACCUGGGAACAAGUGAUUGUAGCUUGUAGAGUCAAGGUGGAUGGCACAGGGGAGAAGUUCAGAUUCACAAAUGACUGAGUCUUGAGAUCUAAAAGGGGCCUAAUGCCAACCAUAAGCAUAGUUAUAAAAAUCCUACAUAAAGGAUUUUAAGCUGGCCUGUCCUUUCUGGAAAGCCUAAAAAAUAUAUUUUGCUUAGGUAUAAACCCACUCUUGUUGGUCUGAGUUGGGUUUGCUCUCUUGCCUCCAAGAUGCUGGUCUGGGCUAGACAGAGGAUGGCUUCAGGACUUUUUCUGGGUUUGCGCUUGGCACAGCUUCACCCCUUCCUUUGGAGUCACAGCAGAGAAGUGUCACCAUGUAAAUCCACACUAAUCACAACAAAGAAGAACCCUUCCUUCCUCCAGUUGUAAAGUGAAGGAAACAUAAUCCCCACCUCGUAACAUUUUAUGUUUGUGAAGGUUUUUUUUCCUGGUACUAAGAGAUAAAGUGGACAUUCCGUGAAAGCACAAAUGGUGAUGUGCCAGUAGUUUAUUUGUAAGAAAUUUUAUUUUGUUACUGUUGUGUUAUGAGAAUUUAAAACAAAUUUUAGAAUACAAAUGAAGUCAACAUUUUUGGCAGGAGGCACCAAUACAAAAUUGGGGGUCAUGGUGGUGCUUAUUGUUCAAUGCCGAAUUCCUUUGAAGGGCCAAACACUCAAAUGUCCCCACGGUAUGUUGAUGAGUAGAGUCCCCUCGGAGGGGCUCCAGGGAACUGGGGAGCACAGGCCCCAGGGACAGGUAGGAGCAGCUGCGGCUCAGCUCUAGGCGGUUGUUUGUUGCCAUGGGGACUGCAGACCCCUGUUGCCAGAGCUUCAGGUAUUUAAAACAAAGCCAGAAAUCCAGAAUUUUAUGUGAAAUCACCCAAGGUCUGCAAGUUGGCAACUGAUUCAAUUUUUUUUUUUUUUAACACUGCUGGGGUCAAACAAAUCACAUCUGUUGGCCAGAUUCAGCUCACAGGGCUCCAACGCAUGCCCUCUGUAGCUGUGCUUUCUGUUAAAGCACACUUGUCAUGGGUCUGAAAGGAGGCUUACUGGUUUCCAUAGUGGACUGGUGUGUGGAAUGGGAGGUGUCAGAAGAGCAGGGUGAGAAAAGCGACCACAGUUCACCUCAGUGUCCUUAUCAUGUUUGAUUAUUUGUAGCAGCUACUCUAACCUGACCUUAUUGACUCCCAUCUUGUCCCUGAUUUCUUAGAAGAGAGUGCCUGAGAGUGUCAGGGGCUUGGUGGAAGGGCAGAUGAAAGAACAGGAGGCAUUGUAUUGGCCCCUGGGACAACUGCAGACUCACUCUUACCUGUAAAGAAGCAGUUAAUGUUGGGCAUAUAGCCAGGAUUCAAAAACCACAGGGAUUUCUGCACAUUAUAAUUGAGAAUGUAAAUACUCUCAAAGUGGCACCCUGAAAAAGACAAGCAUUGAAACCAGACAAAAGAAAUUGGGUCGUAAACAGAAUGAGACAUCUUAAAGGAGAUAGUAUAUGGAGGCCUGCUGGGAAAUAGAGGCAAACUCCAAAUGCCUAGGAGGCGUAGUCUAAGGUGGGAUCAUCCAACCUACAGAAAUAAACAUGAGCAGUGUCUCAAGACUUCCUAUAAUGAGCUGUCCCUGUUGUAAGUCUUGUGUUCUUGCCUAUAGAAUCAAGAACCUCACUACCAUCCUGCAAGUGCAAAUAGAAAGAUUUCUGCUUUAAUGUUACGAGUUAUUAUCUGCUGGUUAUGUUCUAUUGGAAUGGCUACACUCAACUGGAUACUGCUCUCUAUAUUGUCGGAGCAUCUCAAACAGAGGUGCAGUGGUUAUUUGUUAAUUUGCUUAAUUAAGACAUAUUCACCUACGUUUUAUAGUUUCAUUUAUUUAAAGUUCCGUUUGGCUCCCAGCUCCAGUGCAUGUUUUUCUGCUUCAUCUUCCCCUAUUUCCAUGUUCCUGCUGAUGCUGUGUUUGUACCAUAUCCUGACACCCAGAAUGAUCUUUGUGUUGUUCACCAAGGCCAUGGGAACAGAGUCUGUAAAUCAAUAGUUCAUCACGGAGCACACAUUUAGUGAAAAGAAAUUGGUUUGGUAGAAAGUCUCCUAGUGAACACGCUAGAAUCCAAAGAGUCUGGAUUGUCUCAGAAUCCAUCAUAAUGGAAGAGAAAGUUGUUUUGAGUAAUUUUUUAGCAGAGUACGUAUAUUUUCCUCUGAAAAGCUUUGUGAAUUAGAAGAUUAGUGAUGUUUUUAUACCAAGCAAUUUGCUUGAUAACCUAUUUUUAAAUUUCUACAAAUAAUACAAUUUCUGAUAUUAAAUUUUUUUUUACAAAUAGUAUUCUUUUUAUUGUAUGCCUUACUGUGAUUUCAGAAGAAUUUUUAACAUUUGCUAAAUGGAUAAUUUCAUUUAAACAUGGAAGUAACAUCUUAAUCCUUCCUUGGAUAGACUCUGUAUCUACUGUAAUUAAGACUGUAAAAAUGUUAUAUACAUACAGGGAAAAAAAGGAGUGGAAAUAGGAAAAUUAAACAAGGUCAUGGGUUUGAGGUAAGGGAUGGCAAGUUUUUUUUUCUGUUUAUCAUAAUUAUAUCGUUUGUAGAGCUUAAAAAAAAAGAAUGGCUCAAAAUGCGG
Messenger RNA from Sapajus apella (tufted capuchin), 12352 nucleotides. RefSeq lists its product as uncharacterized. The record is from RefSeq and is a predicted model, not a curated record. Bases 2307 to 3278 code for a protein of 323 amino acids. The transcript has a single exon. Gene Ontology annotation, cellular component: membrane. Lineage: Eukaryota; Metazoa; Chordata; Mammalia; Primates; Cebidae.